AUGUUUCCCAAAACCUACGUGCCGAGAAAUAUGCUAAGCCACAUUCAGCGGAAUGGUUGGCUCGACGAAUUAAAGACCAGAAAGAAGAAAGAGCCAAAGCAUUGGCUCGGAACUGGACCUCACCCCAGUGUUACCCACAUAUCACGAUGGAUACAAUCAAUUUGCUCAAGCAACACAAUGAAGAUUACAUCAUAG
Serpula lacrymans var. lacrymans S7.9 is the source of this 195-nucleotide messenger RNA. RefSeq lists its product as uncharacterized. The record is from RefSeq and is a predicted model, not a curated record. The coding region runs from base 1 to 195 and encodes 64 amino acids. Lineage: Eukaryota; Fungi; Basidiomycota; Agaricomycetes; Boletales; Serpulaceae. The transcript has a single exon.